This is a messenger RNA of Hemibagrus wyckioides, 3961 nucleotides long. RefSeq names its product FERM and PDZ domain containing 2 (gene frmpd2). The record is from RefSeq and is a predicted model, not a curated record. The coding region runs from base 1333 to 3864 and encodes 843 amino acids. Gene Ontology annotation, cellular component: cytoskeleton. NCBI's taxonomy places the organism in Eukaryota, Metazoa, Chordata, Actinopteri, Siluriformes, Bagridae. Gene Ontology annotation, molecular function: protein binding. The transcript is spliced from 22 exons.
CCUUCACUGAACUGAUAAAUACAUUGUCUGAACUAGUGUGUGCUUUUCUUUAAAUGACAGGUAGCAUUAGUAAUGGUACUUCAGAGACAGAAGGGAUUUUCAGGCUGCACUUAACACUAAGUUAUUAUCGUUAUAGCACCCUGCUCUGAAACUUUUACAGUGUUGUUAAUCCUACAUUGCUAAACGUGUACAACAGAAUGUUAUGGCUAGAUGCUUAGUAACAGACACCCAAUCAGAAAUUAAACAGAGUAUGCCUUUAUGCAGUUACAGAAAUCCAGUGUGCUGUGUAAACAGGGCUGAGGGGAAAAAUUGGUGCCCAUUGAAGACAAACUUUUUUUUCAUAUAUGUUUAUGGUCAGAAAAGAAUUUUAUCUUUGUUUUCUUGCCUUUCAUGCAUCUCAGGGAGCUAAAAAAAAAAAAGCCAAAGAGUAUUUAUGUGGCAACAUUUUUUUUCUCAUUGAUGGAAAUUACAAACCAUUAUUUAAAGAGGUUACACGCUGUAUUUAUCCAAUCAGGGUUGUUGACAGCACAAAUAUGCAAAUAAGAACCAAGGGGGUUAAGAAUGUACAGUGUGAAACGUCAGGAUUAAUUGUUCAACCUAGGUACAGUAUGAAACCUGAAACAAGAUCCCAUACACAAGAUGCACUAUUUCAGGUGUGAAAAGCCCUUGACUUUCAUUUCUACCAGCAGUUACCAGCUGUUUUGGAUGGUAUAUGGUCAGACCAGGUUGGAUUUUCCAGCAGGGGACUACAAAUUAAGUAUCAUUUUCUUUGCCACACUAGAUUUGUUUCUCCCAUUCUUUGACACCCCCCACUUCUCCGAACUGAACUUUCUACAAUACAUCAAUUUCUUUUUUAAGACUGCAGGUUGUUAGGAAAACUUUUUGUAAAGCUUGUGGAAAUGCCACACUGCUGGAAUUCACAUUAAGGUGUUUGGUCAGAUUACCAAACACACCCACGCUAGAGCCUUGCCUCUUUGAUUGGUUAUCCUCGCUGGUAAUACAAUUAAGUUCUUAUGUCUGUGCAUCUAAGAACAGAACGAACGAAUGAAGAACUUUCCAGCAUAUUAAUAAGAAACAGGCAACGAAUAAAUCAUACACACCCACACAUGCUUUAAGUCUAAAGCCUGAUUAAUUCAUAAGAUUUUCAUCAGAUUAUUUUAUCCAUAAGAAGAGAAUUCUGGUGAAAUCUUUAUAAAUACCAGAAAGUAUGUGAGAUUUACCUCAUUACAUGCUUGAGAGGAUUACUUCCCAGACAACCUGAAGGACCUACAACAGAAAACAUCAUUUUCUAGAUAAAUCUGUUCCAACAAUCAAUCGACGUUUGCAGAAAGGAUGAGUACUUUUGUGAGCCUGUUAGAGGUGCUGGAAGUCCGAGGGUCCGCUCUGGACGAGGAUGAGGUGUGGGCAAUCCUCAUCACUGCAGCAGAAACCUUAACAAACAUCUCAGAUAAAGGUCCUGGUAACCUGUGCAGUGUUAUUAGCCCAGGCUCCAUUCUGAUCUCACCUAGUGGCAGCGUUGCCUUCAAAACCUGUGGCCGCACUGACAACGUGACCUCCUUCACCUCUCCUGAGAUGACAGUGGCUCAGUCUUCUUCCAGCAAAGAGGCUGUAGAGAAGAUGCUAAUUUACUCUCUGGGAAUGACUCUGUAUUGGACUGUAGAUUAUCAGCUUCCUCCAAAUCAGCCUGUCCAGCUUACUGACCACUUGAACAGCCUUCUACUAAGCAUGUGUGAAGAAGAGUCUCAUCGACGUCCGAAUCUACAAGGGGUGCUGCAGCAAUGUGAGCAGCACCAAAACAAUGCUCUCCUUCCUCCUCCAGAGAGAACCAUGAAACAGCUGGUCCAGGAUGUUCUACAGCACCCAGCAGAGAAUGUGUUGGCUAACAGAUCAAUAACAGAUAGGAGUCAGUUGAUUAGGCACAAACUUCGAGGAGGCUACACUGAGAAUUCUGCUUGCAUCCCAAAAGCAGUCAGUUCACCAUCCCACACAUUCCAGGCUGAAAAUAACAGAAUCUCCCAUCCAUCCCAUCACAGAGGAAGCACCAGCAGUGCAUACCUUGACAUCCAAAGGCAGCUUAAUGAUAGAUCAGACCAGUCAUUUGACUCGUCACUCAGUCUCAGUGAAAGAAAGGUCAAGAACUUCAGCCCAGAGUUUGUUCGAAUUUUGGAUGAGCCAUUUAUUACUUUGGAGCUGCCAAGUUCCAUUGUGUCAAAGAAAGGGAAAUCAUGUUCAACACAAAGGGACGUGAGAGUGAUUAUGCCAAAUGGACAGACCAUCCUAGUCAAGUGUGAUGUCAAGACUAGAGGAGGGAAUGUGUUUGAUAUGAUUAUUGCCCAUUCAAAAAUGGUGGAGCACUUCUACUUUGGCCUUGCCUACACUGACAACAAAUUCUUCUUUCUGGAUAAUGACACCAAAAUUUCUAAAAUUGCCCCAGAGAGCUGGAAAAAAGUACCCACGUCUACGUUUGUCCUGCAUGUCAGAAUAAAAUUUUUCAUCAGUGACGUCAGUCUACUUUUACACAAGAUGACACGACACCAGUACUACCUACAGCUCAGGAGGGAUAUUCUUGAAGACAGACUGCCCUAUACUGAAGAGACUGGCCUGUUCCUCAGUGCUUUGGCUUUGCAAGCUGAAUUUGGUGACAUUUUGCCUGAGCUGUAUGGGAGGGAGUACUAUCAGCCUGAGCACUACAUCCCUAAAAGCAUGAUGGAGAAAAUGUCCCUGCCUUGCCUGAAACAAGAGUUACUACAAUUACAUGCUAAUAAUGCGAAUAUGACUGCUGAGGAGUCUGAGCUAGAAUUCCUGAAGGCCAUCCAACAGCUUCCGGAGUAUGGUAUACUUUUUCAUCAUGUGGCCCAGGAAAAGAUGCAUUGUGCAGGAGAGCUGCUCUUGGGGGUGUGUGCCAAAGGCAUUGCUGUGUAUGAAGUAAAAAACCACAUCCACACCAUGAGAUUUAGGUUCCACUGGGAAGAAACUAUCAAUAUCUUUGCAGUUAAGCGUAAAUUCAUAAUUGUCAGCAGCGUCAGUAAGAAGAAACACACUUUUCUUAUGGAGAAAUCCAGAAUUGCAAGGUACCUCUGCAGCCUGUGCACAGCACAGCACAAGUUUCACAAGGAGAUGAGCUCUCGCCAGUUAAACCACAUUCUUGUCUCAGAGGACAGUACUAUACAAUGUGAAGUGUCCAGUGCCCAGAAUGACACAAGCAGGAAGAUUUCCUUUUUUGAGGGGACAUCCAAUGAUUACAGACCUGAUGUAGCUCGCAGUGAAUCCAUGAGCAAGCUGUGUGAUGACAUUGGCAAGCGUAUCGAAACCAGAAUCAAAGAGCAGCGCUACAAUGCCUUAAGUCAAGAUCUUCAGAGAUUCACUGUAUCUUCAAAGCGAAGCUCUGGGGUUCCAUCCAUUCCUUCCUUUUUAAGAGACACUCCAACAAGCCCUCAAGCUCCUACACGAGAAAUUCUCUGUGUAACUUUGAAGAAAGAUGCGAAAAUAGGCCUUGGUAUUAUAAUUGUUGGCGAAGACAGUGCUAGUGGUCUGGAUCUAGGUAUCUUUAUUGCAUCUGUUGUGCCAGGAGGACCAGCUAAUAGAGAUGGGCGAAUCAAACCAGGUAGCCGGUUGAUCUCACUGAAUCAGAUCAGUCUGGAGGGAGUUCCCUUCUACGAAGCAGCAGAAAUCAUACAAAGUAGCCCUAACCAGGUGGAGCUCAUCAUCUCCCAAUCUAAAGAUAGUCAAGCAGGAGAUGGUCUUGACGAGUUGGUGACGGUAAUGAUGACGCCAAAAACUGGGCGUAGGCUCCAUGUGCCUAAAGUUCAUGUCCUCAGUGUACAGGCUGAUCAGAUUCAGAGAGAUAAUUUGGCCACGGUCUGAGAAGUACGACUCAGACAUCUCUAUCCAUGGCCACAGAUAUCAGCUCCUCCUGUUCCAUCCAGUGGAACGUGCCUGAAAAACAUCUACCAGAAUCCAG